Staurois parvus is the source of this 996-nucleotide messenger RNA. Lineage: Eukaryota; Metazoa; Chordata; Amphibia; Anura; Ranidae. The record is from the annotation of a GenBank genome assembly.
AUGUCCGCAGCCUCCCCGCUCCGAUCCCCGACACUGCAGCGCAGCCGGAUGAAGAAGGAUGAGUCCUUCCUGGGGAAGCUGGGGGGCACCCUGGUCAGGAAGAAGAAAGCCAAGGAGGUGAGUGACCUCCAGGAAGAAGGAAAAAAUGCCAUCAAUGCGCCAAUGUCCCCCACUCCUAUUGACAUCCACCCAGAAGACACCAUGCUCGAGGAAAAUGAAGAAAGGACCAUGAUCGACCCUAAUUCCAAAGAAGAUUCAAAAUUUAAGGAACUAGUGAAGGUUCUUAUAGAUUGGAUCAAUGAGGUCCUCGUUGAGGAAAGGAUUAUAGUGAAGAACCUGGAGGAAGACUUUUAUGACGGACAAGUCCUACAAAAGCUAUUAGAAAAACUUGCUAAUAGAAAGCUGAGUGUGGCAGAGGUGACACAGUCUGAGAUUGCACAGAAGCAGAAGCUGCAGACCAUCCUGGAUGACAUUCAGGAGUUUCUGAGGCCGCAGGGGUGGGCAAUACGAUGGAAUGUGGACUCUAUUCAUGGGAAGAACUUGGUUGCCAUUUUGCACCUUUUGGUGGCCCUGGCCAUGCACUUUCGAGCUCCGAUUCGACUUCCAGAACACGUGUGUGUGCAAGUGGUGGUGGUAAAGAAACGUGAAGGGAUCCUACAGACUGCCCAUGUGACAGAGGAGCUGACCACCACAAUGGAGUUGAUGAUGGGAAAAUUUGAGCGAGAUGCGUUUGACACUCUAUUUGAUCACGCCCCUGAUAAACUAAGCGUUGUUAAAAAGUCGCUGAUCACUUUUGUGAAUAAACAUCUGAACAAGCUAAACCUGGAGGUGACGGAGCUGGAGAGUCAGUUUGCAGAUGGAGUUUACCUGGUCCUUUUGAUGGGUCUUCUGGAGAACUAUUUUGUCCCUCUGCACAACUUCUAUCUGACACCAGAGGGAUUCGAGCAAAAGGUUCACAAUAUUUCCUUUUCAUUUGAACUGAUGCAAGACGGUGGA